CUUAUGCACAGCGGAUUAAGGUUGAAUUUAGAGUGCGCGGCGACGUUCGACUGGGAUUAUGUUCCGUGAACGUUUUACUGAAAUAAUCCUCGUGCGUAUUCGUCCUACAGUCGGACCGUGCACUUGUUUUGAUUUUCUGAACUUCAAUUGAGUUUCUUAUGACAGGACUUUUGUGUUAACCUUCGUUUAGUGUCCAGUGAAUAUUUGAAUUGCAAUCCGACAUGGGUGGAGGUUACGCUUGGGUGACAUUGGCAACUAAUGAUUCCUAUUCAUUGGGGGCCCUGGUGCUGGCCCAUUCCUUGAAGCAAGUGGGCACGAAGCAAGAACUGGCCGUUCUAAUAACACCAGGAGUUACCGGCCCGAUGAGGUCGAAAUUGAGCGAGAUUUUCAACGUCGUGAAGGAGGUGAACAUUCUGGAUUCGAAGGACGAGGCCAACUUGAAGCUGCUGAAGAGACCGGAGCUGGGAAUAACGUUCACAAAAUUGCAUUGUUGGCGUCUCACGCAGUACGAGAAAUGUGUAUUUUUGGACGCAGACACGUUGGUGCUGGAAAACUGCGAUGAAUUGUUCGAAAGGGAAGAACUCUCCGCGGCCCCCGACAUCGGCUGGCCCGAUUGCUUCAACUCCGGCGUCUACGUUUACCGCCCUUCCAACGAAACCUACGAGAAGCUCGUGCAGUUCGCGCUCGAAAAAGGAAGCUUCGACGGCGGUGAUCAAGGGCUUCUGAAUUUGUACUUCUCCGAUUGGGCGCACAAAGACAUCAGCAAGCACUUGCCGUUUAUUUACAACAUGUCGUCGACUGCGUGCUACUCGUAUUUGCCUGCAUUUAAACAAUUCGGCAAAAACGCGAAGAUCAUCCACUUCAUAGGGUCGUCGAAGCCAUGGCUGCAAUAUUUCAACACGGAAACGAGGAAGGUCCACCCGUCGGAGGGAUUGGCCCACUUGCAGGAGAUCCUGCAGUUUUGGUGGAACAUUUUCUGCGACCUCAUCCAUCCGAAACUGUCGCCCGAUAUGGCUGGAUUGGCCGGUGCUUUCGCCAAUCUGACGCUGGGGCAGGCGAGGACGGCCGAGCAACAGGCCCUGGACGAUCAUUUGAGAAGGCAAGGAUGGGAAGUCGGGAACAUCGACUACCUGGGCAGGGACUCCUUCGAUAACAUCUGGAGCAAAAUCUGCGAGACCCUCUCCGGUGGGCCGGAAAAAGAAGGAAGUCCGGCGAAAGAAGAAGAGAAACCGGCAGAAACGGCUCCUGCUGAACCGAUCGCAACUGCUCCGACAACAGUUGAGCCAGCUCAGCCUGCUGCACCAGCUCCUGCACUACCGCCACCGUCGGUAGAGCCCACAAAACCUGUGGAAAUUGCUCAAACAGACGUUCUUCCGAAAGAAGAACCUGCUAAGGAAACGCCUGCGGAAUCUCAAAAGGUUUCCGAACCGGUUCAGUUACCUUCUAAACCAGCUGAAUGUGCUGUUCCUGCGGCUGUACCAGACGCACCAAAAGUUGAGACCCCUGCUCCUGUCGCUCCAAGUGCUCAAUUGCCAGGUCCACCUCCUGUGGCACCUUCUGAAGCACUUCCUCAACCUUCAACUCCUACUGUACCCACUGUAGCUCCAACUGUUGAAUCUCAAAGCGCCGUUACUCCCCCUGAAGCAGCAAAAGAAGUUGCCCCAACUGUUUCUGAACCUCCAAAAGAAACUGUAGCACCCCUAGCACCUGCUAAAGAAAGUCAACCUAUUUCUGAACCAGCUGCCCCAGUAGUAACUUCAGCCGAGGUCAAAAAAGUAGAACCAGAGCCUGUUAAAGACGCUACUCAGGAUGCUCAAAAACCUGUUGAAACUUCCACAGAGCCGCCUAAACAGCCUUGUGAACAAGCUCCUAAGCCUCCUACUGAGCAACCUCAAGAGGUUCCUAAAUCUGAACCGACUCCAAAACCAUCUGAUAUUCCUAAGCCUGUCGAAACUCCACAACCACAAGAAAUUUCUAAGGUAGCUGAAGCUCCUAAACCAACAGCUGAAGCUCCUAAACCAACUGCUGAAUCUCCUAAACCAAUAGCUGAAGCUCCUAAACCAACAGCUGAAGCUCCUAAACCAACAGCUGAAGCUCCUAAACCAACACCUGAAUCUCCUAAACCAACAGCCGAAGCUCCUAAACCAACACCUGAAGCUCCUAAACCAACAGCGGAAGCUCCUAAACCAACACCUGAAUCUCCUAAACCAACAGCCGAAGCUCCUAAACCAACAGCUGAAUCUCCUAAACCAACAGCUGAAGCUCCAAAACCAGCAGCCGAAGCUCCUAAACCAACAGCUGAAGCACCUAAACAAACACCUGAAGCUCCAAAACCAGCAGCUGAAGCUCCUAAACCUGCCGCUGAAACUCCUAAAUCUGAUCCGACUCCUACGCCAGCGCCUGCUGAAGCGGCUAAACAAACAGCUCCCAAAGAGGAAAUCAAAAAGCCUGAAGAGACUGUACAACCUCCAGCAACCGCAGUCACGGAACCUACUCCACCUGCUACUCCUACUACUCCCGUUUCUCCUUCCACUCCUAAACCUGCGGAUCCGGUGGCAAGCGUUCCCGCGACGCCGCCUCCAGCAAGUGUGGAACCGGCGGCCGCAGCAAGUCCCACUCCUCCUCCGCGAAAGGCUGCUGGUGCUCCCAAAAAGUCCGGCGGCAAAAAGAAAUAGAAUUGAAACGACUGGUUUUUCUUUAAUGUACUGACAUAUUUUUGCCUUAAGAGUGUGAUCAAUAAAUGAGCGUUUUUAUUUAUUUUCUAAUGUUAGGUUCGCCGAAAUAAGUCUCAUUGGCUAUGGUAAUUAUACAAUUGUCGACGGUAUUAUACAAAUAAAUGCAUUACUAAUAAUUAAAGGAGCGUUUAUCCGACUUUAGAAUUUCAUGGAUAAAAUAAGGUUGUUUCGUGUAUGUGUUACACUAAAGUUUGAACAAAUUGUAAAUGGGAAUCGCACAAGUUAAACCCAGUUAUAAGAUGUUAUACUACUGAAUAAAACUUUUGCAGAA
Molecule: messenger RNA, 3006 nt
Organism: Phyllotreta striolata
Lineage: Eukaryota; Metazoa; Arthropoda; Insecta; Coleoptera; Chrysomelidae
Source: the annotation of a GenBank genome assembly